Eruca vesicaria subsp. sativa (arugula) is the source of this 678-nucleotide messenger RNA. The record is from the annotation of a GenBank genome assembly. NCBI's taxonomy places the organism in Eukaryota, Viridiplantae, Streptophyta, Magnoliopsida, Brassicales, Brassicaceae.
AUGUCUUACGUUCCUCCACAUAAACGACAUGAAAACGUUGCAGUCAGAGCAUCCUCUGUUCCACCUUCUCUUCAUACAAAACUCAAAAAUACAAAGAUAAUCUACGCAAACGAUUUCAUUUCAAGGUGGUUUCUCGUUGGUUCAGAGGAAAACAACAGCUUUCAACUUGUCCCCGUUUCUUCAGAAUGGAGGAGAGGAUCAGAAGAAAAACCGUUGGUGGUCUUAGCGAAGAGCGAGUCAGAAAAAUUUGAAACUCCAUGGCUAUGGUUAGCAGAUAAGGUUGAGAAUGAUCUUAUGUUGGGAUUUAAUAGGGCAAAGAAGAUGAUUCUACGUCAUGCAUCAGAGGAUGUUAACCUCAGAUUGUUCGCUCGGUUUGGUAAAGUUGUAUUUAAAAGAUCUGCUAACUCAUCAGAAACUGUAAGAGAUGAAAACAUAACUAAAAGGGUACUGGAAAAACUCAAGAGAUCGUUUCCUACUAAUGUGCCAAAGUCUUAUGUGGAAAACGUUAUGUAUGAAGUUGUUCCUAAGAUGGGAUUUUGUGUUGAAGAGACCAAGGAGUUGUAUCAUGUGAAGGUGGGCAAUAUUCAGGAAGAAAAUGUGGAGAGGAAGUGUGUUUCAGACAUGCUGAAAGAUUGUCUGAAAACAGUGUGGGACUACUUUUUGAAGACACAAGUGUAG